Messenger RNA from Dinoponera quadriceps, 774 nucleotides. RefSeq lists its product as uncharacterized. Bases 286 to 753 code for a protein of 155 amino acids. NCBI's taxonomy places the organism in Eukaryota, Metazoa, Arthropoda, Insecta, Hymenoptera, Formicidae. Gene Ontology annotation, biological process: cilium organization. The transcript has 3 exons. The record is from RefSeq and is a predicted model, not a curated record.
CACCGGUAAGCUUAUUUCUACAAUAAGGGCAUGCACGGUGGAUGUAUCCAAUGUAAUAUCAAAUCCUUCAGUCUGAUUCUAAAUUUCCUGAAAUCAACCAAUCAAAUCCUCUAACACUCUGUGUUCUCACGCUUGGAAUGAUGUUGAGGAUGCAUUCUGGAGCCGUCUGAAACCAGUACCGAGAGAGAGAGAGAGAGAGAGAAUUCCACGUAUGUCGGAUUUUGCGAAUACGCAACAAAAGCGGACAUCUCGCUCAUUCGUCGCAUCGAAUGCAAAUAUCAUAAAAUGAGAACGGAUAUUACUGAUCCUUGGCGAGGAACUGGAACAGCGAUAACCGACGACGAACCAAACGAUCGCUUCGAAGAUUCUUUCUUGGAUAAAGAUUUCGAUCAUCAACGGCUGUCUGACUCAGAACAGUAUCUGCAAAAAUUAUAUUCCAGAUUAAAAGUUCUUCAGGGUGGUACUACAAAAAAGGAUCUUGUAACGUCACUAUCAGUAGCAAAAGAAGAUUGUAUUGCACGUUUAAUCAUUUCUGGAAACAAUCCUCAGUCAGAAGAAGAGGCUGAGUUGGCAUCAAAUCCUCUGAUACGACACAUAGCUCCUCACUUACAGGCUUUAACAGCUAGCGAAUUGGUUCAUCUUUUAAAAGCAGAUGUACUUCAAGUAACCACAGAGGCUGAACAAGAUAUUACGGAAGAAACAGAAACAAAUCAAACAUUAACAGAGCACAAGUCAGACAAUAAAAAUAAUUAAUUUCUAUCAAUUUUGCAUUAU